AUGAUGGACAUGGAAAUGAACGCCGAUUUAGGAGAUGAUGGAAGCGAGACUAGUCAAUCAUCUUCUGAGGGUAGUUCAGCUAGUAGCACGUUUUGUAACUUGGAAAAUGAUUAUGCGAGGAUCAUGAAAGAAAUGAAAACUAAUGAUGCUUUAGCAGCAUUCGAAGACGAUUAUAGAAGACUUUACGAGUUUUUGUACAAAUCUCAUAAGAAUGAAAAAGAACUUACGGAAAAAUGUUCUUCCUUAACGAACCAGAUCGUAGAGAAUGCUAAAAAAAUAAACGAAUUGACGAUCAAAGUUGAGACCGAUACUACCGAAAUUACAAGACUCAAAGAAGAAAUUGAAAAAGCAUUGAAAUUAGCUGAUGCUGCUCAUACUCGUGAACAAAAUGCGCAAGAAGUUAUUGACAAUUUAAGAUUGAAUAUAACAAAAUUAACCCAUGAAAUAGAAGUUAAGAAUAAACAACUUGCCGGUGAAGAAGAAUCAGGAGUAAGCCAACAAAGGGAAGGCUUAUUGAGAGAAAGAGAAAAAUUAUUAGGCGAAGUGGUAACAUUGAAAGAGAGAUUAAAAAAUAUGUCACAAUAUACAAAUGAACUUGAAAAUAAAAAUAUUACGGCAGAAGAAAAAAUCAUUGAAAUGCAAGAAAUGUUAGAUAUACGUACGAGUGAGGUUUCAAGAGAAAAAAGGGCUAAGGAAAGAUUGGAAGAUGAUUUUCAACAAUGUGAGGAAGAACUUGUUAUAAAAAACGAAGAGUUUCACACCAUUAACGAAGUAUUGAGAAGUGCAACGGAUAACAUUAAAAAAUUGGAGAACAAAUUAAAGGAACAAAAGGUUUCAUUUGAUAAAACGCAAAAGGAAUUGAACAGAUUAUCGAUAAAAAAUUUAAAUCUUCAAGCGGAUUUGGAAAAUGCCAAUGUACAAAUUGAUAUAUUGGACAAAGAAAUUGCCGACAAGGAAAAACAAUAUAGAUUACUUAAGAAUGAACUUAAUAAAGCUAAUGAAAGAAGUAUGAAAUAUAAAUCGGACAAGGAUAUAUUGGAGAAAAGAUUUUUGAAAAUUGAUAAUGAAAGAAGUAGACUUGAACAAGAAUUGAAACAAGCAAUAACUAAUGUAAAGAACGUUGAUUAUGAGAUGGGAUUACUUCAAAAACAGCAUUUCGAGGAUAAGCAACUGUCCGAGUCAUUGAUGCGAGAUAAGAGUAUCUUUGCAAGGACUAUUGAAAAUUUGAAGGAGUACAUUAAAAGUGUUGAUCACGAAAUGGCGGUAGUCAGUGCAAGCAAGAAGAAAUUAGAAUACGAGCUUAAUAAUGGUGUAUAUAGGGAAAAUGAAUUAAAAAGGAAAAUAGAAAUUAUUGAAAAGGAGAGAGUUAAAUGUAAUUUUGAAAUACGAAAACUUUCUCAACGAAUCGACGAUUACAUAAGCGAAAUUAAGCUGAAGCAAGUAGAAAUCAUGGACUAUAAGAAACGACUAGAUGAGUCCGAGGCAAAGUACCGUCAGCAGCAGAACUUAUUUGAGGUCGUUCGUAGUGAGAGGAAUGCUUGUAGUAAAAGCUUAUUGGAAGCUCAGGAGGAUGUUCAGGAACUUAAGAGCAAGUUACAAAUCAUGACUCAACAAAUUGAACAAUUGAAAGAGGAUAUUGCAACGAAGGAGGCUGACUUGAUUAAGAAAGAAUUUGUACUUGGAAGAAUCGAAAGAGAGAAGGAAAAAUUAAAGAUAGAUCUACAAUCAGCUCGUAAGGACAUUUCAGAUUUGAGACGUGAAAUUGAAGAAAUGAAAGAAGAGGAGAAACGUCUUAGACAGACGAUUUUAAAAGCGGAUAGAGACAUAGCUCGUCAUAAGAAAGAUAUCGACAAUGUCAUGAACGAAAGAGAUAUUCUUGGUACUCAGCUGGUUAGACGAAAUGACGAGCUCUGUUUGCAAUAUAACAGGAUCAAGAUAUUGAACGGUACAUUGCAACGUGGCAAGCAACAAUAUAACGAACGUCUUGAAGAUAUCAGAUUGCUCAAGUUAGAAGUUAACAAGCUCAGAACUGAGAAAGUUUUACUGACCAAAAGCAUAGAAAAUACUUCGGAUAUGCGUCAUGAGAUUUUUCACUUGAACAGAGAUCUUACUAAAGAAAGAUUAAAGGUCAUGGCAUUGGAAGAAGAAGUUCAAACACCGUUGAAUAUUCAUCGUUGGCGAAAACUUCAAUUCUCUGAUCCACCGGCUUAUGAAAUGUUGAACAAGAUUCAAUUUCUACAAAAGAGAGUUAUCAAAAUGUCAGCUUUGAUAAUUGAUAAAGAAAAAAGAAUACAAGAUACGGAAAAAUUAUAUAUGAAUCUUCGUGAGAUUUUGGUCAAACAACCAGGACCACAAAUAACUAUGGCCUUGAAUAAAACUCAAAAAGCAUUGAGAAAAAGAGGAAAUAAAAUGAAGUGCCUGGUAUCCGAAUUGAACAUGUAUCAAGUUGAAAUAAACGAAUACAAAUUCGAUGUCGAACGGAUGAGUAAAGAGAUGUGCGAGUUGAAGAUGAAAUAUUACGCACAGAAAAGGAAAUUACAAAAGGAGAAGGAAACAAGAUCGAAGUCCUUGACAGAAUCAAUACUACCAGCUGUACUACCGAUAAAACAAAAGAAAUUCUUUGGUGGUGGUUUCAAUAUGACAACUCCUACGCCACGAACAAAUUUUAUCUUGGAUUCUGCAUAG
Messenger RNA from Polistes dominula (European paper wasp), 2685 nucleotides. Its product is annotated as cilia- and flagella-associated protein 58. NCBI's taxonomy places the organism in Eukaryota, Metazoa, Arthropoda, Insecta, Hymenoptera, Vespidae. Gene Ontology annotation, cellular component: cytoskeleton. The record is from RefSeq and is a predicted model, not a curated record.